AUGGCGCAGAAAGAUCAGCUGGACCGAGACUCGAUCAGCUGUUCAAUCUGUCUGGAUCUACUGAAGGAUCCGGUGACUAUUCCCUGUGGACACAGCUACUGUAUGAGCUGUAUUAAAGGAUUCUGGGAUGGAGAGGAUCAGAGGAAGAUCUACAGCUGCCCUCAGUGCAGAGAGGCCUUCACACCGAGGCCUGUCCUGAAGAAAAACACCAUGUUAGCAGCUUUAGUGGAGCAGCUGAAGAAGACUGGACUCCAAGCUGCUCCUGCUGAUCACUGCUAUGCUGGACCUGAAGAUGUGGUCUGUGAUGUCUGCACUGGGAGGAAGCUGAAAGCCUUCAAGUCCUGUCUGGUGUGUCUGGCCUCUUACUGUGAGAAUCACCUCCAGUCUCACUAUGAAUCACCUACAUUUAAAAAACACAAGCUGGUGGAGCCCUCCAAGAAGCUCCAGGAGAACAUCUGCUCUCGUCAUGAUGAGGUGAUGAAGAUAUUCUGCCGUACAGAUAAGAAGAGUAUCUGUUAUCUGUGCACUAUGGAGGAUCAUAAAGGCCACGACACAGUCCCAGCUGCAGCAGAAAGGACUGAGAGGCAGAGAGAGCUCGAGGUGAGUCGACUAAACAUCCAGCAGAGAAUCCAGGACAGAGAGAAAGAUGUGAAGCUGCUUCAACAGGAGGUGGAGGCCGUCAGUCGCUCUGCUGAUAAAGCAGUGGAGGACAGUGAGAAGAUCUUCACUCAGCUGAUCCGUCUCCUCCAGAAAAGAAGCUCUGAUGUGAAGCAGCAGAUCAGAUCCCAGCAGGAAACUGAAGUGAGUCGAGUCAAAGAGCUUCAGGAGAAGCUGCAGCAGCAGAUCACUGAGCUGAAGAGGAAAGACGCUGAACUGAAGCAGCUCUCACACACAGAGGAUCACAACCAGUUUCUACACAACUACCCCUCAGUGUCACAACUCAGUGAACCUACAGACUCAUCCAGCAUCAAUAUCCGUCCUCUGAGAUACUUUGAGGAUGUGACAGCAGCUGUGUCAGAGCUCAGAGAUAAACUACAGGACAUCCUGAGGGACAAAUGGACAAACAUCUCACUGGCAGUGGCUGAAGUGGACGUUUUACUGUCAGAACCCCAACCCAAGACCAGAGCUGAGUUCUUAAAAUAUUCACGUGAAAUCACUCUGGAUCCAAACACAGCACACACACAUUUGUUAUUAUCUGAGGGGAACAGAAAAGUAGAAUGGACAAGUCAACAAAAUUCAUAUCCGGAUCACCCAGACAGAUUUGAUGUAAAGCCUCAGCUGCUGUGUAGAAAUUUUCUGACUGGUCGCUGUUACUGGGAGGUCGAGUGGAGAGGAAGAGUUUAUAUAUCAGUGAGUUACAGAAGAAUCAGCAGGAAAGGAAACAGUGCUGACUGUGUGUUUGGAAGGAAUGAUCAGUCCUGGAGUCUGGACUGCUCGGAUGAUGGUCGUUACUCUGUCCGUCACAAUAAGAGAGAAACAUCCAUCUCCUCCUCCUCCUCCUCCUCCUCCUCUUCCUCUGUCUCUAACAGAGUAGCAGUGUAUGUGGACUGUCCUGCUGGCACUCUGUCCUUCUACAGAGUCUCCUCUGACACACUGAUCCACCUCCACACCUUCAACACCACAUUCACUCAACCUCUGUGUGCUGGGUUUGCAGUCUGGUCUGAUUCCUCAGUGUCUCUGUGUUCUCUGAAGGAGGGAGAGUCUCUCUCUGUGUCUCUGUAGGAGGGAGAGUCUCUCUGUGUCCUCUGUAGGAGGGAGAGUCUCUCUCUGUGUUCUCUGUAGGAGGGAGAGUCUCUCUGUGUCUCUGUAGGAGGGAGAGUCUCUCUGUGUCCUCUGUAGGAGGGAGAGUCUCUCUGUGUUCUCUGUAGGAGGGAGAGUCUCUCUGAGUCCUCUGUAGGAGGGAGAGUCUCUCCUUUGGACAAAAACUCUGCUGACUGAAAAUCAGCUGUUGAAAUCAAACAUCACACACACUCUGCACUGUGAAGCAGAUCCGUCUCUGACUCAAACACUCAGUUAUUUGUCCUUCUACAUGAUUCAUUGAUUAGUCUCAGUUGACUCUGCUGUUGUUACUGUCAGGAUCCAAUGAGCAGCAUGCAGCUCUAUUCAUGUUUCAAUCUAAUAACAUCUGUCCAGCUGUGGAAGCCCACAGUGUUUUUGUG
Molecule: messenger RNA, 2159 nt
Organism: Scomber scombrus (Atlantic mackerel)
Lineage: Eukaryota; Metazoa; Chordata; Actinopteri; Scombriformes; Scombridae
Product: tripartite motif-containing protein 16-like
Exons: 3
Coding region: 1-1722 (573 amino acids)
Molecular function (GO): protein binding; zinc ion binding
Source: RefSeq, a predicted model, not a curated record